UAUAUGCCACACACACACACGACAUGCCGCAACAAUCGGCAACGUCAUUCCCACGGAUAGGUUCGGCCGCACAUCGCCGCGAACCCGGCAAUCAGUAAACUGUUCAGAGGUCGUCGUCAACUAUUGAAAGGUCCUGCGAACCACUCCAAUCAACAUGACAUCCUUACUGAACAACAUCAACGAUGAGGUGUUCGGAACGUACAUCUUCUGGGCGGCGGUUUUGGUAGCGAAAAUGCUGCUCAUGUCCUUGCUGACCGGUCGGGCACGUUUCAAGAAGGGCGUGUUCGCCAACGAGGAAGAUUUGGCCGGCGCAAAGAAACCGAAUGCGAAGCCGAAGUUUGAUGAUCCGGACGUGGAGCGGGUGCGCCGGGCCCAUCGCAACGAUCUGGAGAACAUCCUGCCCUUCUUCACCGUCGGCCUGCUGUACAUGCUGACCAACCCGAGUCCGUUCAUCGCGAUCAACCUAUUCCGGGCGGUGGCCAUCAGCCGCAUCCUGCACACGAUCGUGUACGCCGUGGUGGUGAUUCCACAGCCGGCUCGCGGCCUCUCGUGGGGCGUCGCCUACGCGGCCACUUUCUACAUGGCCAUCCAAACGGCUCUGUAUUUCCUCUAAAGAUGGCUCUGUCCACUCGUGCCUGCGCCACGCUUGCAUUCCAGUUUUCGGUGUGCCUUUUAGAUGUGCAGAUAGACUCUAGAAAGAUUAAGCAUAAAGAAAAGGAAUAAACAUAAACUGUGCGCGAC
Molecule: messenger RNA, 741 nt
Organism: Anopheles coustani
Lineage: Eukaryota; Metazoa; Arthropoda; Insecta; Diptera; Culicidae
Product: microsomal glutathione S-transferase 1-like
Exons: 3
Coding region: 155-613 (152 amino acids)
Cellular component (GO): membrane
Source: RefSeq, a predicted model, not a curated record